AUGACGCACCCGGUGGCGCGAUUGGUGUUCGACGACGACGGCGUGGAGGUGGUGGACGCGAACGCGGGACGACCGUUGGGGCGCGAUGUCGACGUGGACACCGUCGGUCCGCGCGUGCUCACGAGCGCGAGCGUGGAACCGGUGAAGGGGACGGUGAAACCACCGCUGCGUAAGAUGUUCACGCGCCUGGGCGAUUUCUUCGUCGGUGGGACGCAUAAACGCGACCGCGAGGCGUCGCCGGCGGUGAAGGCGAACCGACGCAAGGCGGGCGACGGAACGCGAGGGGCGGACGCGAGCCGCUCGGCGAGAGAGCUCGCGCAAGCGUUGGAUGAACCGAAAGUGCGAUUGCUCGCGCGAGCGAUCGAUGCUCUGGGGGAGUCCACGUGCCGGGCGUACGCCGAGGAAGCGGUGGCGACGCAACGCAACGGCGGCGAAUUGACGGCGAACGGCGAACGCAAGCGAACGACGGGCGGUAUUUUCUGGUCCAUCGUGCGCGCGAGAGUGGACAAGGAGACGUAUGAUGAAAUCUUCGCCGAGGAGCGCGAGCGUCAGAAGGAGCGCGUCAAGGCGAGACGAGCGCGUCAACGCGCCGCUGAUGGCAAGGAAAACGUUCCGCCCGCCGACUACAAGCCCACGAUGGCGCAGAUUCUCUUCGGGAGCAUUCGCGACGAGCACUUCCUCGCCACUCGCUCACCGUUGAUGCCGCUGGAUCUCAUGACGCCCAAACCGACGCUGAAAUCUUUCUCCAACCAGCGCAACUGGGCCGACGCGUGCGAGGACGAGGACAUGGAGGACGUCGACGUCGACGAGCCCGACGCGCCGAUGAAGCCGUCGCUCGCGAAAUCGGCCCCGACGUUCGCCCAGAUCGCGCGCGUGCGUUGA
This is a messenger RNA of Ostreococcus tauri, 882 nucleotides long. Its product is annotated as Phosphorylated adapter RNA export protein,RNA-binding domain. The coding region runs from base 1 to 882 and encodes 293 amino acids. Gene Ontology annotation, biological process: snRNA export from nucleus. NCBI's taxonomy places the organism in Eukaryota, Viridiplantae, Chlorophyta, Mamiellophyceae, Mamiellales, Bathycoccaceae. The transcript has a single exon. The record is from RefSeq and is a predicted model, not a curated record.